AUGGAAGGUAGUAUUAUACAGUUAAAAAUAUCCUGCAACAAUGCCGAUUCCGAAUUAUACUGUAUUGCAUUUCGAGUUGCUGGCGUACAUGUAAAUGCUAAUUUGUCCCAUCGAUUGAAUAAUAUACGAUGGAAUCGAGUUGAAUUAAUUAUAUGUGUCUUACUUACAACAUUGCUUGGCGUAACAUUAUUCGGUGGAAUUGCAUUAUGGAAAAUAUGCUGGAGGAGUGAAAAAAGCAAACUUAUCUCAACUAUGCAAAUGCAAUUUCUUUAUCAUAUGAAACAACAACAGAUACAUAUGCAAGAGCAAAUAGCAUCAAUAAAAGCAAGCAUUGAAAGACAUCCAACGUUUGAAAAUGAAACUGACCAAUGUCCAACAAAUGUUGGAAUGCAAAAGAGGAAACUUUACUUCAGCGCCGAUUUCUUUGAACCUGAAUUAAUGGCUAAUCCACCGGUGUUAGCCAUGCAAUUUGUAUACGAACUACGGAAGAUGAUUGAUAUAGCUAAGGAUCGCAUUAGAAUGAAACGACAUGUCCCAACUCUAACAACCAUCUCAGAAGAUAGCGAAAGCGAUGAACAUCUGGAAAUACCGCGACCGCCAAGUCGAAUGAAUGAGCGUGUUGAUGAGCUUUCCCCAAAAUCCCUAAAUUCAGUGGAUUCUGGAUGUGAUUCGAUGAGUGACGAGGAUGUUCAGAAUCAACAAAUAUUAUCACAAGAUCAGGAAGAAGAAUUGGAGCAAAUGCAGAAAACGGAUAAAAGUGAAAAGUGGUAUGAGGUUGAAUUGGAAGGAAAAAAGAAAGAAAAUGAAGAUAUGCAACCGGAUCCUUGUCUUCAAAAAGUCCGGCAAUGUACAAUAAUACCAGAUAAAAUCCCUGUAGUUGGCAAUUUGAUACCACGAUCAGUUACCAAAAUUGUACAAAUUUCCAGAAUACCUACAACAUCUUCAUCACGCAUAACCUUGGUGACGACAUCACAGCAACUUAAUCCAAAAUCUUUUUUAUCUUCUGAUACAUCCAAAACAAUUUAUGAUCGCCAAAAUGGUGCGAAUGCAUUGGUGGAAAAUGCCAUCUCAUCUGCAGUAUCCAAAUUACCAAAUUCAGUAUCCAUAAAACGCGAACCACCAAAUCUAAAGUAUAUACUGAAUAAUGUACCACCACCCUUACCGGAAACUACUCCACCAAGUGCACCACCACCAUGUCGUAAUCGAUUAUACAGCGGACGGCGGAAAGCUUAUGCUGUUUUUCCAAAUAGUGAUUUGAUGCUUAAAAAAUCAUUGCCACGGCGAUCGAAACGACAGAACCGAUUUGGAGCUGCUACUGCAGUUGCCACGCAAACAACAUUAUCAUUAUCACUACCAUCACCAUCAUCAGUGUUACAAUCAUCACCACAAUCAUCAUCAUCAUCAUCAUCAUUGUCAUCAUCUCCAUCAUCAUCAUCAUCAACAUCAUCAUCAUCAUUAUCAUGUGUAUCAUCCGUUACGUAA
Messenger RNA from Cercopithifilaria johnstoni, 1482 nucleotides. The record is from the annotation of a GenBank genome assembly. NCBI's taxonomy places the organism in Eukaryota, Metazoa, Nematoda, Chromadorea, Rhabditida, Onchocercidae.